CUCUUCUUAAUUGCAAUGCUUUGCAUGCAAGAUGAGCUUGUUGGUAAACACAUCACAUGCCCAAAGGGCUCCUCUGGGCCUGGGGCAGCCUCCACCAGUAUAAAAGCCAUUCCAUCUGCAGCAGCUCCCUCAUACACUCCUCUUGCCUUCCACUCCUUGGUAAAUAAGGUGCACCUCCGUCCCACAGCCAUGUCCUGCUACGAUCUGUGCCGUCCCUGUGGCCCAACCCCACUCGCCAACAGCUGCAACGAGCCCUGUGUCAGGCAGUGCCAGGACUCCCGAGUGGUGAUCCAGCCCUCUCCGGUGGUGGUGACCCUGCCCGGACCCAUCCUCACCUCCUUCCCCCAGAACACUGCUGUGGGAUCCUCAGCUUCUGCUGCUGUUGGCAGCAUCCUGAGCCAGGAGGGAACCCCCAUCAACUCUGGGGGCUUCAGCCUCUCUGGCCUGGGUGGUGGCUACUGCGGCAGAAGAUGCCUGCCCUGCUAAGGUCGGGCUGGACGUGCAGUGAACACAUCGACCAGGAAGACCUAAUUCAUGUGCUGGACUGAGGAUGGAGCUGCUGGCUGGAGUUUUCAGAGGAACUGAGCAACCUAACACUCUCCUGCAAAGAAGGGAGAUAAGCCAGGCACCAGUUGGUGCUGUCUGGAAACACGGCCAGCUCCUGCUGUCUUCUUCUCCUGCUUUCUUCUCUGCAUCACAAGUCCCUGUUAUCUCCUGCCGUCCUGUGCCAUGGGUCUCUCCUGAAGCAAGUCAAGACGGGUCCAGCUCAUCUCCAUCUGCCAUGUGGUUGUGAGGAAGACGUAUGUCCCACAGCUGUGAAUGGCUGCCGGAGUGCCGGCUGCCCUCGGAGCACCUGGCUCAGGUCCCUUCCAGCACUCCCUGCUUUGUUUCUGUCUUUAGACUCAUUAAAGUUUAUGCUGCAUUGUA
Messenger RNA from Cuculus canorus (common cuckoo), 927 nucleotides. Its product is annotated as feather beta keratin. Gene Ontology annotation, cellular component: intermediate filament. The record is from RefSeq and is a predicted model, not a curated record. Lineage: Eukaryota; Metazoa; Chordata; Aves; Cuculiformes; Cuculidae. Gene Ontology annotation, molecular function: structural constituent of cytoskeleton. The transcript has 2 exons. Bases 16 to 486 code for a protein of 156 amino acids.